AUGAUUGGAUUGUUGGCAGUGUCCAACUGGGGAAAUUUAUUCCGAACUUUUGGUGGUAGCGCUUUUAGUUUUCAUUCCACUAAAAUGUUUGUCUACGGAAAAUAUGUAAGAGUCAUUGAAUAUCCGUUCGGAGAUAUGCGUACCAUUCGAUUAAAUAUCAACUCGUACGAACAUUUGAAAAAACGAAUUGCGGAAGCUCAUGGCUUGGAUACCAGUUCCAUUCAACAAGUGCAUCGAUAUGAAGAAAAUUGGUGGACAGAAAAAAUCAAUGACAAUGAAGAUGUACGAUCUCUGAAAGAAUAUCACAUUCUAUUAUGGAGUAGAAGUACAGGACAUAUUCCAACACGUAACGUCAAUCUCAAAGAAAUUCCAGAUGAAGUCAAUCAAGAAGCUGAAGCAUUAGCUGAAGGAACUGGAGCUGGCGGAAAAGGAGUAUCUGAAUCAUUGACAACCACAGAUCACAAACACGAUGGUGGUUAUUCAACACAUGAUAAGACUGUGACUACCCUCUCGUUUGUUCAUCACUUGAAGAAGAAGGAUCUUUUCACAGAUGAAGAGUAUCAAAUUUUGACAGAGUUGAUUUUACAACAUGACCCCUAUAUUUUGAGUUUACAUACGAAUUUUAAGGACGAUGAAAACAGUUUUGUAAUUUAUGCCAAACGUAAAGUCAUUGAUUACACGGUCGGAUUUCAUGCCAUCUCCUUGCCACAGAAUUUGAGGCAAAAGAAGACUGGUGUGAAAGAGGAAAAGGAUAAAGAUGAAGAGAAUGAUUUGAAUGCUGUCUAUUGA
Messenger RNA from Naegleria fowleri, 789 nucleotides. RefSeq lists its product as uncharacterized. Lineage: Eukaryota; Heterolobosea; Eutetramitea; Acrasida; Naegleriidae. The record is from RefSeq and is a predicted model, not a curated record. The transcript is spliced from 3 exons. Bases 1 to 789 code for a protein of 262 amino acids.